AUUGUGCAAGUCAUGAAGGGAGAUUAUGUCAUUCUACACACCGAUGCUGCUGAAAUACACAAAUAUCAUCUGAUACAGUGGAUGUUUGGAAACACUGUGAUAUGUUCAUUUAACAAAACGUACCAAGUUCCGCCAAUCUUAAACAAAGUAGAGGUGGAUCGUGACACUGGAUCCCUCAAAAUCAAGAGCAUUAGAACGGAACAGUGUGGGACUUAUAACCUACAGAUGAUCAGCAGCACUCACACCAUACAGAAGAGAUUCAAUAUUACUAUUUUUGAUGAGGUGAAGCCCAUAUCAGCGAUGGAGGGAGAUUCAGUCACUCUAAACUCUGAUACUAAAAUAUAUGAUGAGAUACAGUUCGAAUAUGAUGACUCUAUCAUAGCGGAAAUCAAGAGAGCUUCCCAAAACUUCUCCACAUUUGAUGUUCCUGAUGGGAGAUUCAGAGACAGACUGAAGCUGGACAAUCAAACUGGAUCUCUGAUCAUCACAGACAUCAACACUCAACACACUGGAGUCUAUCAUCUACACAUCUUCAACAGCAGACACACUGUACACAAGAGUUUCGUUGUUAAUAUCUGCAAUGCAGUGAAAUACGUAACAGUGAAAGUUGGAGAAUCUUUUACUCUAGACACUGGUCUCACUGAUAUAAAGAAGUAUGGUCAACUGCUGUGGAGGUUUGGAGAGAAUGACACUCUUGUAUCUAAAACCAAUGGAACAGAUCCGCUCUUUUCUAUACCUGAGAGAUUCAAAGACAGACUCCUUUAUCAUGAAAAUGGAUCUCUCACCAUCAAAGAUACUAGAUUUGAACACGCUGGGUCUUAUCGCAUAGAAAUCAGCAGCAGCAGAAAAACCUUACUCAAGAGAUUCAGUGUUCUUGUCACUGCUUCUACAGUAGCAGACCUUGAACACCCAGGCUCUAUAGCAGCAAUGGUUUUUGGUAUUGUUCUGGUUAUAACUUUGGGUUGCAUCAUCUUUUGCAAAAUAUCUAAAAAGGGCAAGUAUCAUCUACAGAUAGUAUAGCAAAAGGAAAACACCGUUAUUUUACAACUGUGUCUGAUUAUUUUGUAAUUGCAGAAUGGAAUAGAAUCCCAAAAAGGGCUGUCCAACAAUGAGGAAAAAUACAGAAGUCACUUGAUAUGAGAGGAUCCCAUCAAGAUCACUUUGCAGCUAUUAUAACAUAAUUUAUAUGUUCUAAUAAUCUUGCUCUUUCCAUAUACCUCAGAACAAAACAUUUGUUUGUCAGUUGUCCAAACUUUAAGUUUUAACUCAGGGGGUAUUCCAGAAAGGAAGUUAUGUGACAUACCUCAGAAAAGCUUCCUCAGAGUAAACAGAUAACCUCAACUUUCAGUUCCUUUUUAUUAUUAUUAUUAUUUUUUAUUUUUUUGGAACAUUACAUACUCUAAGUAGCCAUAAAAACUUAAACAUUCUCUAUUUUAAAAAAAACAAACAAACAAAAAAAAACCUUUUAAUCUUGUGCCAAGUUUGAUUCUCUGAAGCAUUUUGUUCCACUAAAAGGAGUUCCCUAAAAUCAUUCUCUGUUCUCAAAUGUGGGUACUUCUGCCGGCAUUUAUAGGAACUAUGAAAAUACUUCUCCAGUGUGAAAGCCUCUAUUACAUGCAAGUUUUUUCCUCAUUCCUCAUUUAUGCUUCAAUUCAUAGUUUUUAUUACUGUAGUUGAGCUUGGAAUUCAGAGUUUAAAAACAAAUAUGUAUAAGAAGAAUAGGAAAAUACCAGAACCAAAAACUGUUAAAGGAGUCAUCGGAUGCCACAUGCACUUUUACAAGAUGUUUGAACUGAAAUGUGUGUUUUAUUUUAUUUUUUAUUUUUUUAGAAAGUUGUACACUCUACAUACUG
Molecule: messenger RNA, 1853 nt
Organism: Carassius gibelio (silver crucian carp)
Lineage: Eukaryota; Metazoa; Chordata; Actinopteri; Cypriniformes; Cyprinidae
Exons: 5
Coding region: 13-1020 (335 amino acids)
Source: RefSeq, a predicted model, not a curated record